AGUAAUUUUUGGCCUUAUCGCUCUUUUCUGAACUGACUAGGGGUCAUCCAUUGGCGGGCCUGUCAGUUGACGUUGACCCCACUUGAUGCAUGGAUAACCUGUGUACAUAAGAUAGCUCGACGACCGCGUGAAUCGAGUAUAACGCUCAUAUACAGGUAUUAUAGGACACACUGUUUUUGCUGACUAAUACAACAUGGCCGCCUCAAUAUUUCUGAGUUUCAGCGACAACCCAGUGUUCAAGCAAUAUGCAACUUACGCAGCCGUGGUCACUCUAAAGAUGAUGUUCCUGUCGGCUUGGACAGCUAAGCACCGAAUAUCUCAGAGGGUAUUCAUUAACUCGGAAGACACACCCGGCAAGCCGCAGUACGUACGGCGGGAUGACAGUGUUGAACGAGUUCGUAGGUGUCACCGUAACGACUUGGAAAACAUCCCACCUUUUCUAGUCCUGGGACUUCUUUACGUCCUGACCGGACCCAGCGUCUCUGCAGCCUCCUGGCACUUCAGGAUCUUCGCGGCGUCUCGUUUCCUCCACACCGUGGCUUACCUGACGCCCCUGCCGCAGCCGAGCCGCGCGCUCGGGUUCACGGUAGGCCUCAUCAUCAACGUCUCCAUGGCAGUGCAGGUGAUUAUGAGCGGACAGCUGUAGCGCAUCGGCUUAUCAUGUCAGAAUGCGUCAAAAUCGCAAACAGGCUGCAGAUGUGGAACUUUGUCAACGCGUCUUUCCACUGCAACCUGAUGGAGAUAUGGCAUCGCUACUAUGACCUUGAACGGACAUUUCAGACUUGAUUUUCUAAGAUUUUGAUCUUCUCUUACAACAUGCAUGUAGAUUUGGUGAGACCAAUCAUUUUCUCUACGAUAAAGCCAAUUUUGUGAUUGCCUUAAUUCUGUUUUACAUUUUUUAAAAUAUUCAUUUUUAUUGCUUGAUUUCUUUUUGCUAUGCUUUUAAAGACAUUAACGAUAUUAAAUAAUCAACAUGAAGUGAAAAAGUUGGCGAGUUGUUAUUGUUAUUGUUAUAAAAACGCUGGUGUUUACCAGGCAUGCGUCUUGGAGGAACAAAGAUGCUUGACGGCUUUAGUGUGUGGACUUUUUUCAGUCGGCUGUGGAGGAAGGGACGCGACUGAUGGGUGAGCCGGCAAGCAUCCCAGUGGGUGGGUGAGCAUUUCUGUGCGAAUUGUUUCGGGCGGGAAGAAUUCCAAUUCUACGGACGCGUUGUUGCCAUUUUUGUAGAACUGCCCUCCUACGUACAGCACGGGGCUACGUUCACUUGGCAAAUGGGACAAAUACUGAGCGCGUGGGCAAAAAAUAAGAAAUAGAAAAAAAAUGCCCACAAGGCAAGUUUGAUUACAAACAGUGCCAUCUGUAGUUUAAAACGUGCUCACCUCCGUCUCAUUUUCGAACGUGCAGGGACGCCUGAUUGGUGUCGCGAUUGGACUGAUUGCGGAAUCUCGACUUGAAAAAUACAAACACAUCUGUGAUGAGGAUGUCAAGGCUAUUGCUCUUCUUCCUCGUGAAGCAAGCUGAAAUGUAUCAGCCUUUCGUGCUGCUGCAGUGUCGCGCGAGUCGUCUUCGUCGGGUGCUUGGCUAACAAC
Molecule: messenger RNA, 1589 nt
Organism: Acanthaster planci (crown-of-thorns starfish)
Lineage: Eukaryota; Metazoa; Echinodermata; Asteroidea; Valvatida; Acanthasteridae
Product: microsomal glutathione S-transferase 1-like
Cellular component (GO): membrane
Source: RefSeq, a predicted model, not a curated record